Colletotrichum higginsianum IMI 349063 is the source of this 3186-nucleotide messenger RNA. Its product is annotated as mRNA 3'-end-processing protein RNA14. The record is from RefSeq and is a predicted model, not a curated record. The coding region runs from base 1 to 3186 and encodes 1061 amino acids. Gene Ontology annotation, biological process: mRNA 3'-end processing. Lineage: Eukaryota; Fungi; Ascomycota; Sordariomycetes; Glomerellales; Glomerellaceae. Gene Ontology annotation, molecular function: protein binding; mRNA binding. Gene Ontology annotation, cellular component: nucleus. The transcript is spliced from 4 exons.
AUGGAUUCCGAACUCCCACAUAACGACCAAGACUUCGAGGGUGCGUCUUGGGGAGAAGAGGGAUAUGAGGAAGCAAAUGAUAUACAGCAUAGCGACCAACAAAGUCAAGAUCCUGCCUUCCCACUUGCCCAAGCUGCGAAUGGUGAUUCAGAAGAUGCUGGCGAAUAUGACCCAGAAUCGGUCACGAUAACCUCAGUUCCAGAGACCGCCGAGUCUACCCCCACCCCCAUUCCUACUCCUACCACGUCCACGUCUGCGAAGCCGAAAUCUGGCAAGCCCAAAACGCAAGGUGGCUUCCUAGUGGGAGACUCUGACGACGAGGAAGACGCGCCGACCCCGGCUUCCACCGCCGCUGUGGCUGCAGGUGUCGCGCAAGCCCCCAUUGCCCAGAACCACCCUCCCCUUCCUGUACCUACUCCAGUUGAGAGCCAAGUGGGCGUCACUCCAGAGCAACCAAACAAUGGAAUUGCCGUGAGAGCGCCCAGCGCAGCAUCCAGUGCUGCGCACGCACCGCCUCCUCCGACUGUGCACCCUGUCCCGAGCAGAGACCCCAAUGACACCUUUGGCAUUUUGGAGGAUCGUGUGAAGGAGGACCCUCGGGGCGAUAUGGAGGCCUGGCUUGCGCUGAUUGCCGAACACCGCCGCUACGACCAGCUGGACGAGUUGCGGGGAGUGUAUGAACGUUUCAUAGAAGUCUUUCCCCAGGCCGCAGACAUCUGGGCAGACUGGGCACAGCUCGAGCUAAGCUCCAACCGGUUCCAGGACGCCGAAGCCCUUUUCAAUCGAUCCCUGGUCAACGUACCAAACGUCAAGCUCUGGACUGUGUACCUCAACUACAUUCGGAGAAGAUAUGACCUCAAUAACGACCCCAACGGCGAGGCUCGCCGUAUCCUGAGCAUGUCAUACGACUUCGUCAUUGGUUCCGUCGGCAUCGAUCGGGACUCGGGUCAAUUGUGGAAGGACUACAUUCAGUUCAUCAAGAGUGGCCCAGGCCAAGUUGGAGGCAGUGGAUGGCAAGACCAGCAGAAGAUGGACCAGCUGCGCAAGGCCUACCAUCGCGCCAUCACAGUCCCCAUGUCCGCGCUCACCGACUUGUGGAAGGACUAUGACCAAUUCGAGAUGAGCCUCAACAAGACAACUGGCCGCCAGUUCAUCCAGAAGCGGUCGCCAGCAUACAUGACAGCCAAGGCGGCGAACUCCCAGCUCGAUCGCCUGAUCCCCAGACUUCAGCGGACCUCUCUUCCACGACUUCCCCCCGCUCCUGGAUUUGAUGGUGACCAGGAGUUCAUGGAACAGGUAGAGAUCUGGAAGAAAUGGAUCAAGUGGGAGAAGGACGAUCCGUUGGUACUUCUUGACGAAGAGCCUGAAGCCUACAAAGCUCGUAUCCUGUACUGCUACAGACAAGCCUUGAUGGCUCUUCGAUUCUGGCCCGAGAUGUGGGUGGAUGCUGCGGAGUGGUGCUUCGCCAACAACAUUACCAAGGACGGAAAGGAUCUGGGUCUUUCAUUCUUGACGGACGGCAUCGAGGCCAACCCUGAAAGCGUCCUGCUGGCGCUGAAGCACGGUGAUCGCGUGGAGAUGACUUUUCCCGCCGGAGACGACGACGCGAGUAAGGCGGCCCGUGCCAAAGCAAUUCGCGAGCCUUACAGCCGGGUUCUUGACACAUUGUACGCCAUGUCCAAGAAAAUCAAGGAACGGGAGGAACGGGAGGUUCGCAAGAUCGAGGAGGCUGCUGCGCGCGAUCCCAAUGUCAAGGAUUCGAUCGAAAACAACGACGAUGAUCUCGAUGGUGACAACCGCGGACCGGCUGAUCUUGGGAAGGAGGAACGCAUCAAGGCCGUCAAGCAUGGCUUUUCAGUACAAGCCGAUAUGCUUAAGCGCACCAUCUCGUUCGUGUGGAUUGCACUUUGUCGAGCUGCGCGGAGAACACAAGGCAAAGGCAAUACGACUUCGGGUCUCAGGCAGGUUUUCAUCGAAGCUCGCGGUCGGGGGCAGCUCACCAGCGAUGUUUACAUUGCUGUUGCGAAGAUGGAGGCCCUUAUCUACAACGACCCAGCUGGUGGCAAGAUCUUCGAUCGCGGUGCCAAGCUGUUCCCGGAAGACGCCAGCUUCAUGCUCGAGUAUCUCAAAUUCUUGCACUCGAAGGGCGACACGACAAAUGCUCGCGUGGUGUUCGAGACCUGCGUCAACCGCCUCACACAGAAGGACGACGCCAAGAAGAAUCAGGCCAAGCAGCUUUAUUCCUACUUCCACAAAUACGAAUCUCAAUUUGGCGAGCUGUCUUCGAUUGCGGAGCUUGAGAAGCGCAUGUCAGAGCUUUGGCCGGCCGACCCAAAGCUCGCGCACUUUGCGAGCCGCUUCUCGGUUGAGACUUUCGACCCCAUUGCCUAUCGCCUCAUUAUCUCGCCAGCUGUCCAGCUGCGGCCGAAGAUGCUGAUCCCGGUCGUUGAGCAGCCGACCUCAGUGCGACAGACUCCCAUGGCGCUACCAGUUCGCCAGACGGCCAGCCCAGGGCCUCAGUACACAGGCCCUCAGUACAUGGGUGUCACGAACUCGCCUAAGAGACCGUUCGCGGGUGACGACUACGAAGAGCUCAAUCGCCCACGGAAGCUUGCCAGGGGAGAGUCGCCGCUGAAGGGUGCCGCUGGCCGCCGUCUCGACCAGCAGAGAAGGAACCAAGGAGCGCCCCUUUCCCGAGACAUCACCUUUCUGCUGGGUAUCCUACCCCCCUCUCAUGCGUACGCACACUCCCCUGGUGCAUUCCGUCUGAGCGCCCCCAACCUCGUCGGUCUCAUAAGAGAGACCCCCGUGCCAGACUACAGUGCCUGGAAAACUCAGCAGGAGCUGGGAGCUCGACAAAACAACGGUAUGCAACCCCCUUCUCAUGGCCAGCAGGCCUCUGGUGAAUAUGGUGGACACGGAUACGAUGGACGAAACUCGCCGCAGAGGACUCUGAGUCCACUCGAUGGCAGCGGUCGGCGCUUGGUGUCGUCCGGCUACCGGAGUUCUCCUCUCCGACCUGGUUCCAGGGGCGGAAAUCAGGAAGCCGCUGCGUACCGACAGGAUGCAACUCAGCAUGGACAAGUCCCGUCAGCGAUUUCGUACAAUGGGAAAACCAACUGGGCACAGCAGCCUGUUGGCUACGGCCAAGCACAGGGGCAGCAAUAUGGCAGAUAUCAGUAUUGA